Molecule: messenger RNA, 2730 nt
Organism: Linum trigynum
Lineage: Eukaryota; Viridiplantae; Streptophyta; Magnoliopsida; Malpighiales; Linaceae
Source: the annotation of a GenBank genome assembly
GUUAUCUCCAACGGAAAACAACAAUGAAUCGAAGAUAACUCCACUAGUUUCACUAUGGCAAUUUGAAAAAAAAUCAUAUGGGUUGUUUUGGAUGGAUCAAUUGCAAAACGGGACAAUUUAGCCAAUUCUCUCAUUUUACAAAAUGAAUCAUUUAAAACGAGUCAAUUCGAAUUACCUGCCCUCACCCCAAACAAUUGUAAUUGUCUCAAAAUGAAUCAAUUCAGAAUUUCCCAUGCCAAAUAACUUCGUCCAAAUUUUCUGCUACCAAACGAGUCAAUCUGGCACAAUUAUCUCAAAACGAGUCAAUUGUAUCAUAUAGAUCCAUUAGAAUUCCUCAUCCAAAUCACCCCAUAGUUCCUACUUCCUAUGCAUCAAAUCCCUCCACCACAUAUUUUUCAAUACUGUGAUUUCGAAUAAUCACACGACGGUAAUCUGAAUAAUCACACCACUUUCCUUAAAUUCCUCCUCCAAUUGGAUGACUAACUAGUUGAAUCAAAAGUUAAGAAAAUAAUUAUUGGUUUCUAUUUAACUAUAUGUACGAACCAUUAUGGUUUAUUAGUGGAGUGAAAUAAAAUAAAAUAAACAACUAAGAAAUCAAAGUGAAUCGAAUCUAUAAUAUACUACAACUACAAAAAGCAAGUAAUCAUUCGUAAAAUAACUACAAAGCGUCUUCAAAUUCCCUUCCUUUUUUCUACUCCCCACUAUUCAGGACAAGUGGUGAAGUAGCAAACCCAGAUCCUCCAAACUAGCAUUUCCACCACACACUCACCAUUUCCUGCUCAACCCAAACCAGCCAGCCAUGGAAGGAACCAAGAAAUGCUCCGCCAACUACGUCCCCUUAUCUCCCAUCACCUUCCUCGACCGCUCCGCCGUCGUCUACGCCGACCGCCCUUCCAUCGUCCACGGCGCCGUCACCUACACCUGGCGCCAAACUCGCCAGAGAUGCGUCCAGCUCGCCUCUUCCCUCGCUUCCCUCGGCGUUUCCCGCGGAGAUGUGGUUGCUGCUUUGGCACCAAACAUUCCAGCAAUGUACGAGCUACAUUUCGCGGUUCCAAUGGCAGGAGCAGUUCUAUGCUCGCUCAACACACGCCACGAUUCAGCGAUGGUCUCCGUCCUUCUCAAACAUUCAGGAUCGAAACUCAUUUUCGUGGACCACCAGUUCCUCCUCGUUGCUCAGGGAGCCCUGCAAAUCCUCUCCAAGACAUCAACCAAGCUUCCUCGAUUAGUCGUAAUCGCGGAAAGUGGUGAUCAAAUAGCUAGUCCAGAUUCGUACGAGUCCCUUCUAGCCACGGGGGAUCCGGACUUCGAGAUCAUUCGGCCAAACGAUGAAUGGGAACCAAUUGCAUUGAACUACACCUCGGGCACUACAUCGAGUCCCAAAGGUGUGGUUUAUAGCCACAGAGGGGCGUAUCUGAACUCUCUUGCUGCUGCUUUACUCAGCGAGAUGCAUUCGAUGCCGGUUUACCUGUGGUGUGUUCCAAUGUUCCAUUGCAAUGGCUGGUGCUUCACCUGGGCUGUUGCUGCAAUGGGUGGGACGAAUAUAUGUCUGCGAAAUGUCGCUGCAGCUGGGAUCUUCGACAGCAUUGCUCGAUACAACGUGACUCACAUGGGUGGUGCACCGACGGUGUUGAACAUGAUCAUCAAUGCACCGGAUAAUGAGAAGAAGCCGCUCCCAGGGAAGGUUGGCGUGAUGACUGGUGGGGCGCCUCCUCCUCCUCAGGUACUAUUUAAGAUGGAAGAGCUAGGAUUCGACGUCACUCAUUCCUAUGGCCUGACCGAGACCUAUGGACCUGGCACCAUAUGCACCUGGAAGCCUGAAUGGUCAUCCCUCCCUAGAGAAGAACAAGCCAAGAUCAGGUCCCGUCAGGGAGUCCAACACCUCGGCAUGGAAGAGAUCGAUGUCAAAGAUCCAGUCACCUUGAAGAGUGUUGCUGCAGAUGCGAAAACCAUGGGAGAGGUCAUGUUCAGAGGGAACACAGUGAUGAACGGUUACUUCAAGAACCAGGAAGCAACAGAUGAGGCAUUCAAAGGCGGAUGGUUGAGGAGCGGUGACUUGGGAGUGAAGCAUCCCGACGGGUACAUAGAACUGAAGGACAGGUCGAAGGAUAUCAUAAUCUCCGGUGGGGAGAACAUCAGCACGAUCGAGGUCGAGUCCGUUUUGUUCAGCCAUCCAGCCGUGCUCGAGGCAGCAGUCGUGGGGAGACCCGACGAGCACUGGGGGGAGACGGUUUGUGCUUUCGUGAAGGUGAAGGAAGGGGUUGGUAGUAGUAGCAGCUUGAGUUCUGUGGAGGUGAUUCAGUAUUGUAGAGAUCGGCUGCCUCAUUAUAUGGCGCCGAGGAGCGUUGUGUUUUUGGAUGAUCUGCCGAAGACUUCGACAGGGAAGGUGCAGAAAUUUGUGCUGAGGGAGAAGGCUAAGGGCAUGGGGAGCUUGUCGAAGCAAAGGAAUAGCAAACUGUAAAAACCAAAUCGCAGGUGUGGUAACUCUUGUAAUGAGAGAUUAUUAUCUGUUGUUGUGAAAUAUCAACUGUAAACCAAAUUGAUCACCCUGAGCAGGUGCCUGAGUGAGAGCUCUACCAUGAACCCAAGACUCGGGAGGUCCACUCAAGUGUAAGAAUAAUUUGUUAUUUCGAAUGUAUAAAGAUUAAAGGGGAUGGCACUGCUCAUUGUACACAUAAUGAAAACAAGCCCCUAAAUCUACUCAAUUCUGUGCAAUGAAGUUUGUGUCGUAAG